AUGACCAAUAAAAAGCGAAAGAGACACAGCAAAAAUGAUGCAUCGAACAAGAACCAUAAAUCACCAAGUAACAAGGAGCAAAAGAUUAUAUCACCUUCUACCACUAAGCGUACAAAGUCAAAUGAAUCUUCCAGCUUUCUCGAAAAGAUGCGAGCGAGGUUGUCUGGUGGUCACUUUAGGAUGAUUAAUGAGAAGCUCUACACUUGCACUGGGAAGGAAGCACUUGAUUAUUUCCGUGAAGAUUCAUCUCUAUUUAACUUGUAUCAUGAAGGGUACAAAACACAAAUGUCUAAUUGGCCAGAAAAGCCCGUUGAUGUUAUUAUUAAAUGGCUGAAAAAACAGAACCCUUCUUUUGUUGUUGCUGAUUUUGGUUGCGGGGAAGCACUCAUUUCCAAAAGCGUGAAGAAUACUGUCUUCUCUCUAGACCUCGUCUCCAACAAUCCCACUGUAAUUGCUUGUGACAUGGCAAAUACUCCACUAUUCUCUUCAUCUGCUGAUGUUGCUGUGUUUUGUCUUUCAUUGAUGGGAACCAACUAUCAAACUUACCUUGAAGAAGCAUACAGGGUGCUUAAGCCAGGUGGGUGGCUUUUGAUUGCUGAAGUAAAGAGCAGGUUUGAUCCAAACAAUGGAGGAGCAGACCCCGAGAAGUUUUCAAAGGCUAUUUCAGAGCUAGGAUUUAACUCUGUCAAAAGCGACUUAUCAAAUAAAAUGUUUAUUUUGUUUUACUUCACAAAAAAGGUAAAGCAAAAUUCUAAAAGGAAGGAAAUCGAAUGGCCCUCACUUAAACCUUGUUUGUACAAGCGUCGGUGA
Messenger RNA from Vicia faba (fava bean), 810 nucleotides. The record is from the annotation of a GenBank genome assembly. NCBI's taxonomy places the organism in Eukaryota, Viridiplantae, Streptophyta, Magnoliopsida, Fabales, Fabaceae.